AUGACAAGAAUCUUAUCUUUACAAGCCUUUGAAAAAUCUAAUCCAACCAAAUCUGUAAACCAAGGGAAGAAGCCCGUUCACGCCCACCACGCUUCAGCUGCUGCUCAACAGCAACAGACGUGCAUUUUGUGUCCAGAGAAACACUACAUUACAAAAUGUCCCACUUAUCAACGCGCGACUGAAGCUCGACGUGUUGAGAUAAUAGCCGAGCACAAGUUAUGUUACAAUUGUCUAGGACAUCAUCGAGCAGCCUUGUGUAAAUCAACGAAAAGAUGUAUCAGAUGUGGGAGAAAACAUCAUACAACGAUUCACGAAGUUAGUUCCAUCACUAAAGAUAAGGAGAACACUUCAAAGCAGCCUCUUCAAGCCCAUUGUGCUACAUCAAGAAAAACUACACCCAACUCUAUCACUCUACUAGCCACAGCUCAGGUCAUCGUAUGUUCAGAUUCUGGAUAUAAUCUGACUGCAAGAGCUUUAGUGGAUCCUGGGUCACAAAUAUCCUUCAUCUCAGCCAGGCUGGUCCAGCAAUUACACUUACCAAAGAAAUCAUCAUAUAUUCCUUUAAUAGGAAUUGGAGCGACCAAAGUUGGAAAGACUCAAGGACUAGUUUCUUGUUCCCUCAGAUCAAAAUCAAAUUCAAUCAAAGUUUGCCAUUUUUCUGCUCAUGUUUUGCCAAAACUGACAGCGUCCAUUCCAAUUAUUGGAACAGAUUAUCAGCAGUGGCCUCACUUAAAGGAGUUGACGUUAGCUGAUCCUACUCAGUCUCCAGGUCCCAUCGAUAUCAUCAUCGGAGCUGAUUAUUACGGACAAAUACUCGAAGAUGGACUCAAGCAAGGACCAGCUAAUACUCCAACUGCUCAGAACACGAUAUUUGGUUGGAUAUUGUUUGGACCAUGUGGCAACCCCAACAUAGAGCCUACAGCACAUCAGAGUUUUCAUACGACCAUCGAUCAAGAGUUGUAUGAUCUAAUUCAUCGUUUUUGGCUGCUAGAUGAAAUACCACAAGUUAAUCAACUACUGUCACCUGAUGAGCAAGCGUGUGAAGAUCAUUAUAAAUCAACUGUACAACGAGACCCCAAUGGUCGCUACAUCGUAAGACUUCCUUUUCAAAGUCCAGCCAACUCUCUUGGACGAUCCAAAGACGCUGCCAACAGGAUGCUUAAUCGAAUAACCAAGAAAAUGGAAACUGAACCCUCUUACAAGGAAGCUUAUACUAAGUUUCUCACGGAAUAUGAAUCAUUGGGACACAUGCAAGCGAUUCCUACCGUUGACCCGGAGCCAGAACCAGUGUAUUAUCUUCCUCAUCAUGGAAUAUUGAGAGGAAGCAGUCUGGCUACCAAAUUUCGCGUUGUGUUUAAUGCAUCAAACAAAACUACGUCUGGAGUUUCAUUAAACGAUCUUCUGCAUACUGGUGCGAAGCUUCAAAGGGAUUUGUUUGAAGUGUUAAUCUGGUUUCGACUCUUCCAAUAUGUCUUCACUUCGGAUAUAGAGAAGAUGUAUCGACAAAUCAAGAUUCAUCCAGACGAUUGGAAUUUUCAAAGGAUUUUAUGGUUAGAUCAUCAAUACCGUAUCAUCCAAUAUCAUUUAACCACUGUAACCUACGGGAUUUCAGCCGCUCCUUUUCUUGCCUUGCGCACUAUCUUACAACUCAUCCGUGAUGAAGGAUCCAAAUACCCCAAGGCGGUUCCAGUGCUACUUUCUGGACGGUACGUUGACGAUGUUCUCGGAGGAGCAGAUACAAUUGAAGAAGCUAAAGAAACAGCGAAGCAAGUCAACGAAUUGUGCAUGGCGGGCGGCUUUCCGUUACAGAAAUGGCUCAGCAACCACAAGGAAGUCCUCCAAAGCAUUGACUCCAGUAAGCAUCUAUUUUCUACCACUGUUUCUCUGAAUCCAGAGUCUGAUAUCCACAUCCUAGGAAUGUCGUGGAAUUCAGUGACAGAUACCUUUCAUUUUCCUGUCUUCAAGCCCGCUGAAAAGGUAUUCACUAAGCGAUCUAUCCUUUCCACGAUUGCUCAUCUGUUUGAUCCAACUGGCUUACUGUCACCAAUCAUGAUCACUGCGAAACUCAUCAUGCAAAAGCUGUGGACCAUUAAGAUAGGCUGGGAUGAUCAAUUACCUUCUUCAAUCGCUAACGAGUGGUUAAUUUUCAUCAAUAGUAUGACUGAAAUUGAAAGUUUAGUCUUUCCCAGAUGGAUUGGUUACGCUAAAAAUCAAUCUAUUCAGAUACACGGAUUUAGUGAUGCUUCUCAACACGCUCUGGCAGCAGCAGUCUACAUCAAAACCACCGACUCCAACGGACAAUCUAGAACGGCUCUUUUAUCGUCUAAAACCAAAGUUGCUCCGUUAAAACGUUUGACUAUUCCACGUUUAGAACUAUCAGCAGCAGUACUUCUUGUAAAACUAAUAACUAAUCUAAUGAGAACCUUGGUUUCAUCCGACGUACAAAUUCAUCUCUGGACCGAUUCAUCAAUAGUUUAUACUUGGAUCAACGCUCAUCCUUCCAAGUGGAAGGAGUUCGUACGUAACCGAGUCUGUUUCAUCCAGGAAGCGAUUCCAGCAGCUAGAUGGCGCUUCAUAUCUGGGAAGGAAAAUCCAGCAGAUUGUGCAACGAGAGGAUUAACUCCUCAACAGUUACUCAGUCAUCCAGAAUGGUGGUACGGACCUAAAUGGUUGAUAGAACCCGAAGAUCAAUGGCCAAGCCUUAAUUUAUCUUCUGUCAAAGCUGCUGAUCAGGAGAUACGAUCAGUACAGGUAGCUACUGGAAUUAUGCGACAGCCCAACAAUUAUUUACUUACUCGUUUCUCCAGUUUCAUCAAAUUAAUCCGCAAAACAGUCAUUUGUAAACGAGUCGCCUCUUAUUGGAGACAACGGAUAAACAGGUUUACUCUAUAUUCCCCAAUUUCACCAGAGGAACUAGAAACUGAAAAAAUCUAUUGGAUAAAACUAGUACAACAAGAGUCCUUCUCCAAAGAGUAUCAACUGCUUCUGAAAAAACAAUCAUUACCAUCUUCCAAUUCCCUGGCCAAAUUAACACCAUUUAUUGACAGUAAAGGUUUAUUACGACUUGGAGGACGGUUACAGAAUUCGACGCUUCCUAUGGAUGCUAAACAUCCAUUAAUCGUCCCAAAGGACUCCCCUUUGGCUAAAAUCAUUAUUGCUGACGCUCAUCAAAAGACCCUUCAUGGAGGAGUUCAAGAUACAUUAACCUACACAAGAAACCACUUCUGGAUACUCAGUGGGCGUUCGCUAGUUAAAUCUAUCGUACUAAAAUGCGCUCGAUGCGCUAGAUAUCGUCAGAAAAGAGCAUGUCAGCUUAUGGGAAGACUACCAAUAGAUAAAGUAACCCCAGCUAGGCCUUUCUUACAUUCAGGAGUAGAUUACGCUGGCCCCCUUAUAAUUCAGACCUGGCGGGGAAAAAGUGCUCGCAAAUAUAAGGCAUAUAUUGCAUUGUUCGUCUGUUUGUCCACUUCCGCUAUUCAUAUUGAGCUUGUUACCAACUACGCUGCUUCUGGAUUCCUCGCUGCCUAUAAGAGAUUCACAGCCAGAAGGGGCAUCUGUGCAACUCUUCGAAGUGAUUGCGGGACCAACUUCAUUGGAGCUAAUUCAGAGCUCAAAGCAAUGUUCUCCGAAUCAUCAAAAGAACUUCAGCAAAUAGCUCAUCUCAUUAGUAACGAUGGUACCAAGUGGAUUUUUAACCCACCUUCCGCUCCUCACUUUGGAGGGAACUGGGAAGCUGGCGUUAAAUCCGUUAAGAGUCAUCUGCUUCGUACGAUUGGAGAGAAUCAUCUCACUUAUGAAGAAAUGACGACUUUAUUAACACAAAUUGAAGCUGUUCUUAAUUCACGACCUAUCGGUCCCAUCUCUGAUGAUCCUGAUGAUCUCUCAGUAUUAACACCUAGUCAUUUCCUCAUUGGAGGACCAUCUACUGUAAUUCCUGAAGCUUCUCUAGAAAACAGAAAAAUCUCAAAGCUCAAUCGAUGGCACCUCAUACGGCAAAUCACAGAAAGCUUCUGGAAUAAAUGGAUGGAGCAGUGUCUUCAAAGAUAUCAAGUCAUCCACAAAUGGAAGACACCUUCAAAUGACAUUCACGAAGGAAGCAUUGUUCUCAUCGCGGACGAAAGAUAUCCUCCUGGUAAAUGGCCUCUCGGACGAGUUCUUACGACACAUCAAGGUGCAGAUAAUCUGAUUAGAGUCGCUGUCAUCAGAACUCAGACUUCUACCAUCACCAGGCCAAUCACCAAACUCUGUCCACUGCCUACAGAUCAAGACUCUCUCUGA
Messenger RNA from Cotesia glomerata, 4278 nucleotides. RefSeq lists its product as uncharacterized. The record is from RefSeq and is a predicted model, not a curated record. NCBI's taxonomy places the organism in Eukaryota, Metazoa, Arthropoda, Insecta, Hymenoptera, Braconidae. Bases 1 to 4278 code for a protein of 1425 amino acids. The transcript has a single exon. Gene Ontology annotation, biological process: DNA integration; proteolysis. Gene Ontology annotation, molecular function: nucleic acid binding; aspartic-type endopeptidase activity.